Penicillium antarcticum is the source of this 1530-nucleotide messenger RNA. Its product is annotated as cytochrome P450. The record is from RefSeq and is a predicted model, not a curated record. Bases 1 to 1530 code for a protein of 509 amino acids. Gene Ontology annotation, molecular function: iron ion binding; monooxygenase activity; heme binding. The transcript has 3 exons. NCBI's taxonomy places the organism in Eukaryota, Fungi, Ascomycota, Eurotiomycetes, Eurotiales, Aspergillaceae.
AUGAUCAUUGUCACCUUCUUCUGGAUAGGAAUUACUCUGAGUGCCAUAUGGACUUUCUACAGGGUCGUCCUGUACCCCUAUGGCAUAUCGCCGUUGAGGACUCUACCUCAGGCCGAGCGCGGCCACUGGUUAUGGGAUCAUGCCUUUUCCGAGUUCCUCCAACCCAUUGGCCAAUUGCACGCGGAGCUCUUGUUGCACGUACCCAACGACGGUAUGAUCUGUCUACGCGGCCUGUUUGGCGAACCCAAGAUCUUCCUGACGUCCCCCAAGAGCCUGGCCGAUGUUCUUGUCCACCGGGCAGACGAUUUCGAGAAGCUCCCAGGCGAGCGGAAGAUCCUCAGAGCUGUGGUCGGUGAUGGUCUUGUUACGGCCGAAGGUGAUGUGCAUCGCCAGCAGAAGCGAAAGCUGCUGGCUGGCUUCACGCCACCACAUAUCCGUGCCAUCUAUCCGGUCUUGUGGAAAGAGGCGGCCGCGCUGACCCAGCAGAUUAAGCGAACCCUGACCCAUGAUGGGUCCGGGAUUUAUACAGGGACCACAGACAUGGUCUACUGGGCACCACGGGUCAGCAUGGAUAUGAUCGGAGCAGCCGGCUUUGGCCAGUCUUUUCAUUGUGUGCGCGACGCGGACAGCGAGAUCAUCCACUGCUAUGAGAAAGCCUUCGCGACCGAAGCAGGACAUUUGGUGUGUGUCUUCGCUGACACCCUGCUUCCACGGAUCAUCCUACAAUGGCUACCAUGGCCCCAAUGGCGGCGAUUCCGCCAGAAUAUUGACUGCAUCCGAGACUUUUGUCAUCAAUGGGUGACUGAUGCCAAGGCGACGAGUGUCGGGGAUGGGAUACCAAGCAAUCUGCUGGCGAAUAUGAUCCAUACCGGCGAAUAUACAUUUCAGGAGUUAAUCGAACAGGUCCGGACCUUCCUAGCGGCUGGGCAUGAAAACACCUCCUCGGUGGUGAUGUGGGUCAUGCUGGCCCUCGCCUCCAAUUCUGAGUUGCAAUCUCGCCUCCGUCACGAGUUGCAGGCGAACCUCCCGGAACGUGAGUUAGACGAGGUCGACCUGGCGAUCCUCGAACAGCUGCCUCUUCUGAAUGCCGUCGUGAGUGAGGCUAUUCGGCUGUUCCCCCCAUUACCGAUUGGCAACCGCAUCGCCAUUCGGGAUACCACCGUCAUGAACCAUCCGAUUCCCAAAGGGACGCCCUUUUUGAUCGUGCCAAGAGCCAUCAACCGGUCCUUCGAACUCUGGGGUCCCGAUGCCGAUCGAUUCAAUGCGGACCGAUGGAUCAAUCCCGACACGGGUCGUUUUAAUAACCAUGGUGGUGCAAGCAGCAACUAUUCCUUUCUCUCAUUUUUCCACGGACCCCAUAACUGUAUUGGACAAAAUUUUGCGCGGGCUGAACUCCGGACGGUCGUCGCUGCGGUCAUUCGAUCGUUUGAUAUGGUCCUUGACAAUCCCGCGGCCGAUGUCUCCCCCGUGGGGUGGUUCACUCCGCGGCCAGCAGACGGGGUGAAAGUGAAGCUGCGCUCGCUGAUGUAA